This is a messenger RNA of Protopolystoma xenopodis, 285 nucleotides long. The record is from the annotation of a GenBank genome assembly. NCBI's taxonomy places the organism in Eukaryota, Metazoa, Platyhelminthes, Monogenea, Polystomatidea, Polystomatidae.
CAACGAAUAGGAGCGAGGAGUGAUGGGACAACAGCUGGACUGAACAACGGUCAAGCGGAUUGGCUUCACUUGCCUCUCACCGACGAUGCCGGGCCAGCCGAAGGUGCGAUGCUGCAAAUCACGAAUACUGCGCCAGAGGACAUGGGACUAGGUUCGUUGCGCACGGUUGCCCUGGCGCUCCGACCAAGUUGUCAAGACAAGCAGCAAUCGACACUAUCAAAUAUCGACAACUGUCAGCAAUUCUUCCGUAAGAAGUCUAGUCAGCUGAGGUGGUUUGAGCACUGA